This is a messenger RNA of Papilio xuthus (Asian swallowtail), 336 nucleotides long. RefSeq names its product protein kibra-like. The transcript has 4 exons. The record is from RefSeq and is a predicted model, not a curated record. The annotation marks the transcript as partial. NCBI's taxonomy places the organism in Eukaryota, Metazoa, Arthropoda, Insecta, Lepidoptera, Papilionidae.
GGCAAAGGACAUUAUAUUUGCAGAUUGAACCGUUCAGAGUCAGACUCGUCAAUGGCGCAGUACGCGCGGCGCGGCUCCCUGCAGCCUCCCGCCCGCAUACCCUUCGACAGGAGCGUGCGCGAGCGCAGGUCUCUCAGAUGGGGUCGCGUGCGAGGUGGUCGUGCGUCUCGCGGGGGAGGCGGAGGAGGCGCGCGCACCUCCCUGGACCUGACGCUGGACCUGCGCGCGCAGCACGCUCGCCUCGCCGACCUCAGGGCGGAGAUAGCCACACUCGCACAGCUCAAAAAGAGGCUGGAGGAGGCGUGUAGCGGCGGCGACGCGGGCGUGGCGCGGUGG